Molecule: messenger RNA, 1888 nt
Organism: Hylaeus volcanicus
Lineage: Eukaryota; Metazoa; Arthropoda; Insecta; Hymenoptera; Colletidae
Gene: Septin4
Product: septin-2
Exons: 9
Coding region: 215-1390 (391 amino acids)
Biological process (GO): regulation of exocytosis; cytoskeleton-dependent cytokinesis
Cellular component (GO): septin ring; synaptic vesicle; septin complex
Molecular function (GO): molecular adaptor activity; GTPase activity; GTP binding
Source: RefSeq, a predicted model, not a curated record
GCAUGGAACUAUCGUAAAAGUACAGGCUGGAAUUCACAGUAGAGUAUGUUAUUGAUCGGUCGGGCCGAAUGCGCCAGCGCAGCGGGAUCCUGGGGGCGAUAGAACAGUAGCGAUCUACCCUCAUUCAUGUUCCGUGCGGUGCUCUAACACCAUCCUAACGGUCUUUCAGUGUUGAUAUUUCGACACUGGCAAAGUGUCGUCGCGUGUGGCGAAUAUGUCCGGCGACAGGGACUAUAUCGGAUUUGCAACCUUACCCGAGCAAGUGCACAGAAAAUCGGUUAAAAGGGGGUUCGAGUUCACCCUGAUGGUACUGGGAGAGAGCGGACUUGGGAAAUCCACCUUGAUAAACAGUCUGUUUCUUGGAGAUCUUUACAAAGAACGACGCAUACCCGAUGCCGCAGAACGCAUUGAAAAAACAACGACGAUAGAGAAGAAGACGAUGGACAUCGAAGAACGCGGUGUCAGAUUACGUUUGACAAUUGUUGAUACACCAGGAUUUGGCGAUGCGGUGAACUGUGAAGACACUUGGAAAGCGUGCUCGGCCUACAUAGACGAACAGUUUCGGCAAUAUUUUACUGACGAAAGCGGACUAAACAGGAAGAACAUUCAGGAUAACCGAGUACACUGUUGUUUAUACUUUAUCCCUCCUUACGGUCACGGACUCAGGCAGCUCGAUUUGGAAAUACUCAGACGAUUGCAUCGUAAAGUGAACGUUGUCCCCGUGAUAGCGAAGGCGGAUACACUGACUACGUACGAAGUGAAGAAAUUGAAAGAUCGCAUCCUUGCUGACAUCGAAGAACACGAAAUUCAGAUAUACCAGUUUCCGGACUGCGACAGUGACGAAGACGAGGAAUUUAAGCAACAAGAUAAAGAGCUUAAGGCGUGUAUUCCAUUCGCUGUGGUCGGCAGUUCAACGGUGCUCGAAGUUGCGGGAAAGAAGGUCCGUGGUCGCCAAUAUCCCUGGGGAGUAGUAGAAGUGGAGAACCCGAAGCACAGUGAUUUCGUCAAACUAAGAACGAUGCUGAUAUCGACGCACAUGCAAGAUCUCAAAGAUGUUACGCAGGAUGUGCAUUACGAGAAUUUCCGAGCGCAAUGCAUUUCCCAAAUUUCCCAGCAAGCGAUUCGGGAACGGAGGUAUUUACGCAUCAAACUGAAGAGAGACUCGGGACCGCAUUUCGAAAAUAGUAUAUCCGACACGGACCGUUUACUCUUGCAGAAGGACGAAGAGAUAAGAAGAAUGCAGGAUAUUCUCGCGCAAAUGCAAGAAAAGUUAAAAGCGACAGGACAAGUCGGUCCCGGCAUCGGCUUGAGAGGAAGAGUUGGUAGUUUGGGAAACGAUUUGGAUGCCACGGACGUCGAGAAGAAACGCAACAGUAUUAUAGAUGUUUAAAUCCUCAAAUUAUCACUACGAAUUAGUCGACCAGUAUUCCAGUUGGUUCUACGUGAAUACGCACAAGAUUGUUAAACUACGUAUUUAAAGAAACGAAACCAAAGAAUUUUAUACGCCACUGUACGUAUAAGUGAUGUAACGUUAGUCGGACUAACUGUUAGGAGAACAGUCGGGUUUAUGAGUCGAUUUAUUUACGCUAGGUUUACACUUUUAUAUGUAUGUAUGUAUAUUACUCAAACUAUCGUGUCUCUACAACAGUAUUUGAUAUCUCACGCGCACUUGUAUAAGCAAACGAUAAUUGUACUGUACAUAUAAAGGGUACGGAAAGAAGAAUAGCGGGAACAAAUAAAAAGAUUGCCAGAGAAACAACGAGUUAGUUAGUUAAAUGUUUAUUGGAGGGGCGACCUAUUGUCCGUUGCUCAGGAGUUGGCGAGGCAGCUCAAUUGGCUGUCGCGUAACGGCGACAGCUCUACUCGCACGCGUUGGUAUAAGAGCUGG